GUCGGUGCAGGAAGAGGGAGCACAGCAGACAUGGCCGUGGACUCGUAUGACUUGGUGUCGGAGAAGUACGAUAUCGCUCUGUUUAUAGAAGAACACAGCGGUGCGCCGUUGUAUCAGAAGUUAAAGGGUCUGCAGGGUCGCUAUUGCGCUGUUCGGAGGUCAUGCGCUGACGGCAGCUGUUUUUAUAGGGGUCUGGGCUUUGGCUUCCUGGAGUCUUUGGUUGGUAAACCUCAGGAGCUGCUCCGGUUUAGAGACCGUGUGACGCAGAGCAGACACCAGCUCCUCGCUGCAGGAGUCCCCGAACACGUAUUUAGCCGUCCCUACGACACAUUUCUCAGUCUUGUAGAUGAUGCAGCAGAGAGCGACGUGUCCGAGUGUAACCUCCUGAGAGCGUUCAAUCAUCCGGAAGUCUCUGACCGCGCCGUCCAGUAUCUGAGACUCGUCACUUCUGCCUUCCUCCGGAGCAGGGGCGAUUUCUACCAGCCGUUCGUAGAGGAGGAAAAAGGCAUUGAGGAAUACUGUGCUCAGAAUGUGGAACCCAUGUCAGCGGUGUGCGACCACAUCCAGAUCACCGCCGUGACCCAGGAGCUGGAUAUACCGCUACUGGUUGAAUAUGUGGACUCUAUGGACAGCGCCGUAAACCAGCACAUCUUCCCGGAGGGAUCCAGCCCACGUGUCUACAUGCUGUACAAACAGAACCAUUAUACCCUGUUAUACAAGUAGGACCAUAUGUGACCCCCAACAUACAGGCGCUGGCCCGCUAU
Bufo gargarizans (Asiatic toad) is the source of this 764-nucleotide messenger RNA. RefSeq names its product OTU deubiquitinase, ubiquitin aldehyde binding 2 (gene OTUB2). NCBI's taxonomy places the organism in Eukaryota, Metazoa, Chordata, Amphibia, Anura, Bufonidae. The transcript has 6 exons. Gene Ontology annotation, cellular component: nucleus. Gene Ontology annotation, biological process: negative regulation of double-strand break repair; protein K48-linked deubiquitination. The record is from RefSeq and is a predicted model, not a curated record. Gene Ontology annotation, molecular function: ubiquitin binding; cysteine-type deubiquitinase activity. The coding region runs from base 31 to 723 and encodes 230 amino acids.